AUGUCCGUUGUAAGUUGCGUUGAUGGGGUUUUCUGCGUUAUUAAAGAUUGUUACUGUAAAUCGGACAUUAAAAUUUACUUGUGGAAUCCUGCAUUGCGACAAUCGAUUCUGUUGCCUCGUGAUAUGAAAUUAGGUCGUUUUACUCUAGCUGUUGGUUUUGGGUAUGAUAAUGAGAGUCAGGAUUAUAAAGUAGCCAAAUUUCACCUCAAAGAAGGAGGAAAUAUAGCCACCUACAAGCUUGAUGUUUAUAGCCUUAAAACUCAUUCAUGGACCACAUUGCUAACCCCUGUUGAUAAAGCUUCUGAGUCUUUUCGUGUAUCCCGUCAAGUGAGUUGUAGAAAUUUUCCUAUAAUCAUCCGAGCUUGUGUUAUCCUUGAUGGAUAUUUUUAUUGGAAUGAUCUGUAUUGGUAUCCUCCCUACGAGGGAAAUGGUGGCCGUAUUGGUCUUUACCAUGUUCGUUAUGUUCAUAUGACUCGAGAAAAUGAUUCAGGACAUUUCGUGGUUCCCGACUAUGUUUCCCCUAAGUCAAGAGAGCUGAUUUUCAUCAGCUGUGGAGUUGACAGUCCAUGGAUGGAACAAAAUGAAACAGUAAGUGUGUUCCCAGUUACUUAUAUCAGCAUGUAUCUACCACCAGCACAAAACUAUUUUCAGAGAGAUGCAAUGCAACAGGGGGAAGUCAAGUGGAGGUUAUGUUAUCGUGAAAAGAUGAAACAGAGCAAGAAACAAUCUUUGAUAGAUGUAGGAGUUUUGCCUUAG
Oldenlandia corymbosa var. corymbosa is the source of this 756-nucleotide messenger RNA. Lineage: Eukaryota; Viridiplantae; Streptophyta; Magnoliopsida; Gentianales; Rubiaceae. The record is from the annotation of a GenBank genome assembly.